CGUUGCGUCGACGUGUGUGGCUCGCGCGCGCCGUGGUGACACGCUCUGUUGCUUAGUGUGCGGGACGGCGGCGGCGGCGGCGGUGGCGGCGGCGGUGGCUACGACUACGCUGUCAUGAUGGUAUACCAGUUCGUCGUGGUCCGCUACCACGCCGGGACCGUGCCACCGGCGGUGACCAUCGGGUGAGACGCGCGCGCGCGCGCGCGCGGAGACACGGGACGCGCGAAAACGUACUCGCGCACGUUCACGGACAUCGUAUCGGCCGUACGCGCACAGGACGAAACUUGUUCCGCUCGGGGUGAUCGUCCGCCGUGCGAACCGGGGGCAAGUAACCCCUAGGUGUGACUUAGCGUGUGCAUUGGAAUGUGACGACGGCUAAACAAGAGCAUCGCGUGUGAUAAGCAGCAGGAGGGUGUGCUAUGCUAGCCGCCCGCAACGUUCUGCUCCUGUUGGUGGCCGGUUCGUUUCUCGCCGUGUCAGUCCUCACGCUGCCGCAACAAGAUGAAGUCAAAGAGAAGAAAUUCGGUGACAAAUGCGAUUCCAACGAGGACUGUCAUUUCAACGGGUCGAUAUGCACAGUGGACCGGAGUAACAAAAAAGCAUCUUGUCAGUGUCGACCCGAGUUUGCGGUCACCAACCAUAUAGAUAAAUGUGGACAAGUCGCAGCGAUAAACGAGCCGUGUUUUUUCAACGAGCAAUGUGAAGUUCUCGUAUUCCAGACGGAGUGCAUAGGCGAUGUUUGUGCUUGCAGAUUCGAGAGGACUCCGGUAUUUCAUAAGGACGGAACAGUCGAGUGUAUCGCAAAGAACAACUCUAACUCCGAACCGUACACCGAUCCAGCUAUGCUGUGCGUGUUAGCUGGAAUGUGCUUAAUGUUUAUUAUUAUAUGCGUAGUGCUGAGAUUGUUUAGCAAGGCACGUUGGAGGGAAAACCGUACGAUAUUCAACACGCCCAACCCAAGAUUGAUGAACGUGUCAUUGCUGAGGGACAACAAGCCGCCGCCCGGAGCAACCAGCGAACGUAGAGGUAGCAAAUCCAGUACAAAGACCCAUUCCCCUUCGAGACAACCAAGCAUGGCCUCGUUGAAGCCCCAAUCGCCUUCUUUAGGUCGUGGUGUGCGCGGCAACAACAACGGUGCCAACACAGAAGCCGUGAGGUCUCCGACGGCUAAAAGUCCUAUGGCACUUCCGAUGGAGCCAAAAACUUCAGUAGUGGUGGACAUACAACCCGUCGUGUGAACACGAAAGAUCCAAAACGACGUCUGAACAUCACCGCACAUUAUUACGUAAUGCGUACAGCUUCACGCCGCGGUGUCGGAACUUCGCAAUACCACCGUUUUUAUUCUCCAACGAGAUUGAUGAUGUUUUUUGUUUUCUCUCUCUCUUUUUAAUACCGCAAAUGAGCUUGAUCGCUUUCGGGACCACGGCCACUGGUUUAUUGAUUUAUUAACCUUUUUUCAAUCUAAAUACAACAUGUAUCUUCAAGCAAACAAAUGCGUACAUUUAAUUAUUCGUUUAGGAAAAUAAAUAAAUAAAUAAAUAAAAACAUUGAAAAACCGCAAAUGACUUGCGUGCUAUAUUUUUCAAACUAUUUUAAUACUUGAAACUCACGAUGCUUAGAUGUAGGCCCUCGGAAUUCUAACCGAGAGCGUUUAUUAACACAACAAAAAUAUUUUACAACAUGAAUUUGUAUUACUUACAUAUUUUAAAUUUAACGUACUUAUAAUAUAAUUAUU
This is a messenger RNA of Sipha flava (yellow sugarcane aphid), 1735 nucleotides long. RefSeq lists its product as uncharacterized. The record is from RefSeq and is a predicted model, not a curated record. Bases 420 to 1238 code for a protein of 272 amino acids. The transcript is spliced from 7 exons. Lineage: Eukaryota; Metazoa; Arthropoda; Insecta; Hemiptera; Aphididae.